This is a messenger RNA of Arvicanthis niloticus (Nile rat), 1681 nucleotides long. It is a transcript of the gene Ccna2, whose product is annotated as cyclin A2. NCBI's taxonomy places the organism in Eukaryota, Metazoa, Chordata, Mammalia, Rodentia, Muridae. Gene Ontology annotation, molecular function: cyclin-dependent protein serine/threonine kinase regulator activity. Gene Ontology annotation, biological process: mitotic cell cycle phase transition. The record is from RefSeq and is a predicted model, not a curated record.
CGCGCAGCUCGCGGCACCUGGGCUCUGCGCUUCUCCCGCCCGCAGUGCCCGCUCCGGGGGUCGGCCGCCGGGGUCCCGCACAGCCCGGGAGCGGCGGGCGCUGUGCACGCUCUGCCGCCAACAGAUCCCGACUGGAGCCGCGAUGCCGGGCACCUCGAGACAGUCCGGUCGCCAGGCGGGCUCAGCCCUGCUCUCGUUGCAUCAAGAAGAUCAGGAGAAUGUCAACCCCGAAAAAGUGGCGCCAGCCCAGCAGCCGCGGGCGCAGGCUGUGCUUAAGGCCGGGAACGUGCGGGGACCCGCGCCGCAGCAGAAGCUCAAGACUCGGCGGGUUGCGCCUCUUAAGGACCUUCCUAUAAACGAUGAGCAUGUCGCUGCUGUUCCUUCAUGGAAGGCAGUCAGUAAACAGCCUGCCUUCACCAUUCAUGUGGAUGAAGCAGAAGAGACUCAGAAGAGGCCAGCUGAGCUUAAAGACACAGAGUGUGAAGAUGCCCUGGCUUUUAAUGCAGCUGUCUCUUUACCUGGAGCAAGAAAACCACUGACACCUCUUGAUUAUCCAAUGGAUGGUAGUUUUGAAUCACCACAUGGUAUGGACAUGUCUAUUGUCUUAGAAGAUGAAAAGCCAGUGAAUGUCAAUGAAGUACCUGACUAUCACGAAGAUAUUCACACAUACCUUAGGGAAAUGGAGGUUAAAUGUAAACCUAAAGUGGGUUAUAUGAAGAGGCAGCCAGACAUCACUAACAGUAUGCGGGCCAUCCUCGUGGACUGGCUAGUUGAAGUGGGAGAAGAAUAUAAACUACAGAAUGAGACCCUGCAUUUGGCUGUGAACUACAUUGAUAGAUUCCUCUCCUCCAUGUCUGUGUUAAGAGGAAAGCUUCAGCUUGUGGGCACAGCUGCUAUGCUGCUAGCUUCGAAAUUUGAAGAAAUUUAUCCCCCAGAAGUGGCAGAGUUUGUGUAUAUUACAGAUGAUACCUAUUCUAAGAAGCAGGUUCUGAGAAUGGAGCACCUCGUAUUGAAAGUCCUUGCUUUUGAUUUGGCUGCACCAACAGUAAAUCAGUUCCUUACCCAGUACUUCCUGCACCUGCAGCCUGCAAACUGCAAGGUUGAAAGCUUAGCAAUGUUUUUGGGAGAAUUAAGUUUGAUAGAUGCUGACCCAUACCUCAAGUAUUUGCCAUCACUUAUUGCUGGAGCUGCCUUUCACUUAGCUCUCUACACAGUCACAGGACAAAGCUGGCCUGAGUCAUUGGUACAACAGACUGGAUAUACCCUAGAAAGUCUGAAGCCUUGUCUCGUGGACCUUCACCAGACCUACCUCAAAGCACCACAGCAUGCCCAACAGUCAAUAAGGGAAAAGUACAAGCAUUCGAAAUAUCACAGUGUUUCUCUUCUCAACCCACCAGAGACACUAAAUGUGUGAGAAUGAAAGACUGACUGCCUUGGUUUGAAAUGGGAAUCCUCAGAGUUCAUCCUGUACAGUUUUUAUCUUGGGUUUUAACUUCACAAUCAUUUCUGAAUGUAGAUGGUAUAGCCACAGACAAAUUAUGGUAUCCAUUGCUUUUAAAAUGGUUUUAAUUUGUAUAUCUUUUGUACAUGUGUCUUAGAUAUUUGGAUCAUUUUAAUUGGUUUGUUAGCAUUGGUGCUGCCAACUGUCAGGAUAAUAAGAAUAAAUUGAUUUGGAAAUCUU